UAGGGUUGUAGAUGUGCUCUCAACGAUCGCGCUAUAUUGUGGCCGAGAUCAAAAUGCAAACAUCCAGACACAUCAAGCGUGACCGCUUCCUCUGGUGACGGCACGGCGCGCGGUCUGGAACGUGACAGAGACUGUCGCUGUCCACGGUACCGACGGGGUCGCAUCGUUCCCUGCAGGCUGAUUGGGUCUGCAUGUGCACGGAUCGACCUUGUUGUCACGUAUGGUAUGGUAGUCUGUACCUUGAAUGGCUUGCGGGAUCAGGAAUCUGAUGCAUCACCCUGUCUGAAUUUGUGAGAUCACUUUGCGGUUCACCUUGGAAAACGCAUGAGAGGUUGAUGGAUCGGAUGCAGCAGAAACAAAUCAACACUGUCCCAGCCAGGCCCAAAGUGCAAAGUGGACACCAUGCAUUCACAGACGUCAGUCCAAGAUUACCUUCCCAGCUAGCACUCCCGGAAUGUCCAGACAUCUCUAGACAGCCAGCACUCUGCCCGGUGCAGGUUGCUGGUGUACCUGUGAAAGUGGCAGACCAAAUGCAGUCAGGGCUAGCGAGGUCUGGUUCCAGCCCAGUGACAUUAGCUAGCAUUAGCCGACCUCGGCCGACCGCUCUGGGAGCCAAACCUGCUCUGAAGUCGGCCAGAGUCUCAGAGGACCUAUCCAAGGAUAAAAUGGAUUCAAUUCCAGUUUGCAUCCCGGGACCCCAGAGUGCCAACACCCUGCCGCAGUCCCCCAAAGAGUCCUGUCUUCACAGCCCUCAGAGUCCUCAUAGCCCUCAGUCUUACACCAGCCAGCCUUACCUGAGCCCCCUUCCCAACCCCCCGCUGCCUCAGCACAACCUUAACCCACCGUCCAGCCUCAGCCCCAAACCCAGCCUGAGCCCCCAGUCUCAGAGGACCUCCACCUCUUCACCUGGCAGUGCAACAGAGAGCCAAACACAGUCAGAUAAGACAGGGGGAGAAGCCAAUGACUUCAGGGUGUAUAUAGUCACAUGGAACGUGGGAUCAGCUGUUCCUCCAGAUGACAUCACCUCUCUGUUUGGGCCAAGUGUUUCUGAUGGGAGCGUCGACAUGUUUGUCAUCGGUUUGCAGGAAGUCAACUGCAUGAUUAACAAGCUGCUGAAAGACGCUCUGUUCACGGACCAGUGGAGUGAGCUCUGCAUGGACACACUCAGUCCCUUUGGAUAUGUGCUGGUGGCAUCCCAGCGAAUGCAGGGGGUAUUUUUGCUCGUGUUUGCUAAAUUCUGCCAUCUUCCAUUUCUGAGGGGUGUGCAGACAGAGAGCACACGCACGGGCCUCGGAGGCUACUGGGGGAAUAAAGGGGGUGUCAGUGCAAGGAUGACAGUGUUUGGACACCCGGUGUGCUUUCUCAACUGUCACCUGCCAGCUCACAUGAGGAACCUGGAGCAGCGCAUGGAGGAUUUUGAAAGCAUCCUGCAGCAGCAGCAGUUUGAGGGAGGGACUGCCACUGGCGUGCUGGACCAUGAUGUCGUGUUCUGGUUUGGGGAUCUAAAUUUUCGGAUUGAAGACUAUGACAUUCAUGUGGUGAAAUGUGCCAUCGACAGCAAUAAGCUGCCUCUGCUGUGGGAGAGAGACCAGCUCAACAUGGCUAAAAACACAGAGGCCAUCUUGGAGGGCUUCAUGGAAGGCCAGCUGAAAUUCCCACCUACCUAUAAGUUUGAUGUGGGCACUCAUACGUACGACACCAGUGCUAAGAAAAGGAAGCCUGCUUGGACAGACCGCAUUCUCUGGCGCCUUCGUCGCACUGGUUCUCCUGUUCCUACCCAUAAUGCAGCUUUGCAGCGUGGUCUCACCUCAUGGUUGGGUGGGGCGACUAAAGUGACGCAGCAUGCAUACCGCAGUCACAUGGGCUACACUAUCAGUGACCAUAAGCCUGUUUCUGCUCUGUUUUCACUGCAUUUUCCAUUCAAGGUGGAUAUGCCCCUGGUAGAACUGCAUGUGAGCAAAGAAUGGUGUAAAGUCUCCGAUACUACAGUCAGAUUCACUGUGGCAGCAACCUAUCAGCGCAGCUCAUGGGACUGGGUAGCAAUAUACAAGGUUGGCUUCAGACAUCACAAGGAUUAUGUAGUUUAUGUCUGGGCCAAGGGAGAGCAUGUGACACAGGUGACAUUUACAGAAGAGGACUUGCCAAGGGAUGAUGAGGAGUACAUUCUGGGUUACUACAGUAACAAUAUGAACAGUAUUGUUGGAGUGUCAUCGCCUAUAAAGAUCCAUAUGCCAGUCCUCAGCCCCACCGUGUGUCGCUCUGACAGCUCUGACGUCAGCUCGGAAGAUGACAGCACGCUGGUCCUGCUGGCUCCAAACUCCCGCAGCCCGAGUCCUAAAACAGGGAAACACCAUCACCAUCACCAUCGCCACCGUCGCAGUCGCAGCCCUGCAGUUCCUGCUCUCUCCUCUAAUCCCCUUCCCUCCUUACAGGGCCUCAGCCUGUGCCCUCGAGCCAAAGAAGGCCAGUCACGUAGCUGCUCGCCCUGCUCUGCUGCUAAGAAGGAGCGACUGGUCUCCCCUGGCACCAUGCCGUCACCCUCGAUUAGCCCCCUCAGUCCCCGCAGCCCUGUGUCUCCAGGCAGUGGGGUGACCGCUCCCGAGGCCCUGGUUGCCGCAAUCCUGGGUGAACACAGGCCGGCUCAGGUUAGCCCCACAGGGGGCAGACAGACAGGAAAGGCAGGGGAAACAAGUUUAUGAGAGUGCUACCAACAGUGGUGACGAUGACUGAGACACUGCAUAGAUGUUUAAAAAAAAAAAAAAAACGAAACAUAAAAGGUGAAAGAUGGCAAUAUCCAUACAUCCAGAGGCUGAUCUGACCCCACACUGUCACUGUGCUCAUAGAAGCAGCACAUUUUACGACUUGUAACGUAGUUUGCAACAUUCCGCAUUGUAGCCCACCAGUUCUCUAUUUCUGAAUCUACCAUCAGUGACUUCAUCUCAUACACUGUGUGUGCUUCAGAGAUAGAGAUUUGUCCAGACUCUAACAAGUGCUUUUAUAGACUCAUACUCUAUAUCAUAUGUAAACAAACAUACUGAAUGUGAAACCAAAGUCAGAGUAAAUCUGUAAUGGACAUUACCAUGAUUACUGACAGAAAUGGAGCCAUGUCAAUUAUCCUGUAUCAAAAGCAGGACCCUGGACUACGAUGUUGUGUAACACCUCAGAAGUAUUGAUGGUAUCAUAGUUCACUAAUUGAUUUGUGUGUGUGGAUGUGUACAUGUGUGUGAGAGUGUGUGAGAGAGAGUAUAUAUAUAAAACAUGUUUGAAAUGUGAGAUGCACAUGAAACAUGCAUUUGGGACCAGAUGAGUUUUAAAAUUGCACUCUAUAGUUCUUGGUCUGUAUUCAUAAAAUACAUGUCUAAGAAUAGUGAUAGACCAUUUAGUCACUUAAGUCUUCCUAAAGAUUAUGUACAACCGUGUGACUCGACCAGUAAUCUUAGAUCAGUGCUCUUACUCUUAGCGGCUUUGUGAAUACAGCCCUCAGUCUAUAGAGCUAAGCAAUUUGAUGUCUAGAUUGUAAUGGUUGUUUCCAGUUUUGCUUUGGUCUCAAGGGAAUCACUGCUGUUUUAACUGUGUGAGGGUGUGACAACAAAAUAAAAACAAGCAACCUUCAAAGAA
This is a messenger RNA of Myripristis murdjan (pinecone soldierfish), 3618 nucleotides long. RefSeq names its product inositol polyphosphate-5-phosphatase Ja (gene inpp5ja). Gene Ontology annotation, molecular function: phosphatidylinositol-3,4,5-trisphosphate 5-phosphatase activity; phosphatidylinositol-4,5-bisphosphate 5-phosphatase activity. NCBI's taxonomy places the organism in Eukaryota, Metazoa, Chordata, Actinopteri, Holocentriformes, Holocentridae. The transcript is spliced from 13 exons. The record is from RefSeq and is a predicted model, not a curated record. Gene Ontology annotation, biological process: negative regulation of peptidyl-serine phosphorylation; phosphatidylinositol dephosphorylation. Bases 336 to 2699 code for a protein of 787 amino acids. Gene Ontology annotation, cellular component: plasma membrane; cytoplasm; ruffle.